Caenorhabditis remanei is the source of this 1107-nucleotide messenger RNA. RefSeq lists its product as uncharacterized. Gene Ontology annotation, molecular function: protein binding. The coding region runs from base 1 to 1107 and encodes 368 amino acids. The transcript has 3 exons. NCBI's taxonomy places the organism in Eukaryota, Metazoa, Nematoda, Chromadorea, Rhabditida, Rhabditidae. The record is from RefSeq and is a predicted model, not a curated record.
AUGACAUUCCGGCUCCUGAAACUACCCUUAUUAGCAUUCAAAAAUAUUCUGAGCUACUGGAAUCCCGAUGAGAUAUUUGAUUUCUCAUUAAUCUCAAAACGCACCAAAUAUCUCACGAAGUCGCUCACUCAAAAAUCCACAUCAGCAACAAUAUUUUUUGAUCCAAAACUUUAUGUUAGACUUGUCUUCCAGCUCCAACCGUAUAAUGAACACUGUUUUGCUCUCAACGAUGGCUUCCGUCAUUUCCGCUUUUCGACUGAAAACGUAAUCGAAGGAUUUUUGGACGUGUUAAAGCAUCUAUUGAAUAUAUUCAACGCAUCUGUUAAGACAAUUCACAUUGAUGCAAAAUUGGGAGAAAAAGAUAUGAAUUUGAUAUUCAAAUAUAUCAACAAUCUGGAGCAAGAGUCUAUUUUGAAAUUAUACUAUAAUUGCGACAAAACAAAGCAAAUCGAUUAUUUAUUGCAGUCUAACAAAAAACCAAUCGAAGUCUUAGAAUUAUAUGCUAUACGUGAUAAGACCUACGUCCGCGAAACCAUCUCAGACUCAUCUCCCAUUCAAUUAUACAAGUGUUUAAACACUAUCUGUUUGAGUGAUGGAGAUCUACUAACUAUGCUCAAUACUGUGGAAAUGGACAUUCGAAAAAGUGUAUUGACCAAUGAAUAUUUGAACAUGUUUUUAAAAAGUUGGACAUCAGGACGCACGAAUUCGAGAUUGAAGCUGGCGUUUUUUAGAGUGAAAGAGACAAUCAACUUACGAACUAUUCUAAAAGGAAUUCCAGUUGUCAAACGAGAUCCAAGAAACACAAAGAGAUAUUUUGAAACACAACUUUGGGGAGGAACAUAUUCAAACUGGAUAUUCGGUGGCUAUGACAUUCAACUGAGUGACGGUAGGACUGCAACACUGCAAUGGCACAAGUAUAAAAGAAACAGUGACUGCUCGCCAGUUCCAGUGAGAUGGAUUCAGAAGUAUGAAGAUGUUAAUGAGAUGGAGGAUAAUAUUGAUUUCGAUGCGAGAGAGAACAGGGUUGAAGAGCCGGAAAAUGAGGGAGAACCUGUUAAAGAGCAUAAACCAUAUUAUCUUCAAAUGUUAUCAAUUAUUGUUUGGUGA